AUGUUAACAUCAAAGGAAUCGGAUUAUAUAUAUUUUCUAUUGCAGAUAAGUCCAAUUGUUCAAAUUCAUACUAUUAAAGCUAAUGUGAGAUAUAGAAUUGGACCAAAAGAUGGCAAAACAGAUACUGAUAUAUCAUACCCAGAUCCCCCACAAAACGUAACAAGUAGCUUUGAUUUAUGGGUAAAAAGUGAAGAUAAGGAGUUUAGGCUAACGAGAAAAAGUAGUAAUAACAAAAUUGAAUCAUGCAAAUAUUUUUAUAAGGAUUCAAUAACUGGGACUUAUAUGCCUAUACCUUCUUUCCCUGAUAUUAUUGUUGUUACUUCUGGAACAAAGCUCCGAAUAAUGACAUCACAACCUACUGAGUGUAAUAUAGCAUUUGUUUUAAAAUCCCAAAAUAUGGUAGAUAUCGUAGGAUACACGCUAAAAUCAUCAAAAGAAGUUUUAUCAGUUGAGCCCCCAAGUACAACAACACAUACAUUGCCAGGAGUAGAAGCAAUUUCUUCAUCGUGUCUAUAUAAAAACCAGUACAACUCACCAGCACAGAAUUGGGCAUCAGAAACUGAAAAGAGCUAUCUCAUAUUUUCAGAAGCAUCGCUUGGUAAAGGAGGAAAUGGUGAAGUAUUCCUUGGAUUGAAUCGUCGGACGCUAGAAUUUGUAGCAGUGAAAUGUGAAACCCCUGGAUCACUCUCUCGCGAAGCAGAAUAUUUGGAAAGGUGCAAGGGUAAUUUUGUUGUAAAAAAGCUGGAUUGGUUCCAAAAUCACAUUGAAAAUAAAGAGUAUCUUGUAAUGGAAUUACUUCAUGGGGGUACACUUCGUCAAUUAUUAAGGUUUAGAUACAAAGAUGGACUUCCAAUUAGAACUGUACAACAGCUAAUGCAUACACUAAUUCUAGGUGUGGAUCAUAUGCAUUCACGAGGUAUUGUUCAUCGUGACUUAAAAGCAGCAAAUUUGAUGUUUACUGAUUUAGUUAGCAAUUUAAAUGUGGAUGUUUAUAGAAUAAAGAUAUGUGACUUAGGAAACUCAGGUAUUUCAUUAAAUGGACGUCUGAAAGGUCAUUGCUGUACUUGUUUUGCCACUGCACCAGAAAUAUACAUCCACAAUGAAUACGACGAGAAAGUAGAUAUUUGGUCUAUUGGGACAAUUUUCUAUGAGUUGCUAACUGGGCAUAGAUUGAUAGAAUGCAACCAUCAGGUAAAUUGUGAUGCAACCGAAAAAAUUCUGAAAUUUAAUUUUAAUGAGAUGGAGAAUCAGCUUAGAGAUCACAUGAAAGAUCAACUAAAUGGAGAUGAGAGUAGACUAUUAGAUGAUGCUAUAGAUCUAAUGAAAAAACUCUUGGAAAAAAAUCCUUCUAAAAGAAUAUCAGCAACAUCCUGUUUAUCCCACAGAUUUUUUUCAGAUUAUCAAUACUUGCAUCUAGAUUAUUCCCUAAGAUGCGUGAUGAAAUUAAAUAUAGCCAAAAAUACCGAUGAAAACAUCACUUCAUAUUGUGAGAGCGAUGAAAAUAGCCUUUUUUACUCAUAUUGUAAAUGUUCAACUUGCGUUUGCUGCAAGGGCCAUUUGAACCAUAGUAUUAGCCGUGGAAAACUAAUUUCAAGCUACUACUCUGGUUUAAGUACAUUAUAUUCGAAUAGCAACUCCUAUACUAGUAAUAUGGGCCAUAUUUUUAAAUUGAGUGGAUAUCAUGUACUUAAAAAAAACUUCCCAAUUAGUAAUAAGUGUCAACAUAUUGUGUUACAAAAGGAAAAUGAACAAAAUCUCAACAUCCAAAAUCAAUAG
Molecule: messenger RNA, 1776 nt
Organism: Cryptosporidium muris RN66
Lineage: Eukaryota; Apicomplexa; Conoidasida; Eucoccidiorida; Cryptosporidiidae
Product: protein kinase domain-containing protein
Exons: 1
Coding region: 1-1776 (591 amino acids)
Biological process (GO): protein phosphorylation; mitotic DNA damage checkpoint signaling
Cellular component (GO): nucleus; cytoplasm
Molecular function (GO): ATP binding; protein serine/threonine kinase activity
Source: RefSeq, a predicted model, not a curated record